UCGGAGCUGGACAGAGAAAGUCUCAGUCUGGGGGUCCCGACGACUUUCCAGGUCUCUCCCUCCUGAGCAGCGAUGGGGGCGGGUCGGAUCCUGGGGGCCGGGAGCGGCUGGGCUGGGGCUCUGCUAGUGACACUGGCGGUGCUGAGAACCCACCCGGCUCAUUGCACGGAGCCCCCAGGGCGGUUCCUGCACCAGGGGAAGUCUGAGUGUUACUUCACCAACGGCACCGAGCGGGUCCGGUACCUGCGCCGCUACAUCUACGACCGGCGGCAGAUCGCGCACUUCGACAGCGACGUGGGGCUGUGGGUGGCGGACACGGAGCUGGGCCGGCCGAGCGCUGAGUACUGGAACAAGGACCCGGCGUUCCUGGCGGACAGGCGGGCUGCGGUGGACCGGUUCUGCCGGAACAACUACAGGGCGUGGGAGCCUUUCACCAUCAACCGGAGAG
Messenger RNA from Chrysemys picta bellii (western painted turtle), 448 nucleotides. Lineage: Eukaryota; Metazoa; Chordata; Testudines; Emydidae. The record is from RefSeq and is a predicted model, not a curated record.